Molecule: messenger RNA, 848 nt
Organism: Telopea speciosissima
Lineage: Eukaryota; Viridiplantae; Streptophyta; Magnoliopsida; Proteales; Proteaceae
Product: HVA22-like protein a
Exons: 5
Coding region: 109-636 (175 amino acids)
Source: RefSeq, a predicted model, not a curated record
UCUGGAAUAAAUUCUUUCAUACUUAUUUUACACUCUUCGAGAGUGUGAAAAAAUCUCAGUUGUAGAAGUUUCAGAUCACAAGUUCAGGAGGAUAAGAAUUUCUAAGAGAUGGGAUCUGGGAGUUUUCUCAAGGUGGUGGCGAAGAACUUUGAUGUUCUUGCUGGGCCUUUGGUUACUCUGGCUUACCCUCUAUAUGCCUCAAUUAGAGCAAUUGAGACCAAGUCUCGUGCAGACGAUCAGCAAUGGCUCACAUACUGGGUUCUGUACUCCAUGAUUACCCUAUUCGAGCUCACCUUUGCUAAAGUUAUUGAAUGGCUCCCAUUUUGGUCUUAUGCAAAACUAAUUGUCACCUGCUGGUUGGUUUUGCCUUACUUCAGUGGAGCUGCAUAUGUAUAUGAGCAUUUUGUUAGACCUUUCUUUGUGAACCCACAAACAGUAAAUAUCUGGUACAUCCCACGGAAGAAGGAUGUUUUCAGUAAGCCAGAUGACAUUCUAACAGCUGCAGAGAAAUACAUUGCAGAGAAUGGGACAGAAGCAUUUGAGAAGCUCGUUAGUAAGACUGACAAAGGGGUGGCAUCCAGGAGUAGGAGUAGUAGCAAUUACAUGAUCUUUGAUGAGGAUGACUAUAGAUACUGAGCAUUGUAAUUUUCUAUAUUUUCUUUCUUAGCCUCUUUCCCAGCUGAAGCAACACCUUACAGUGAUGUUACCAUUGUGGAUAUGUAAUGUUGCCUUUCUGUUUUUCCUUUUUUGUGGAUGGAGUGUUGUCCUUUGACUUUAACUUGGCUUUGUUCUCUUUUUGUCUAAUACAAGUUUGUAGGCUUUAAAAGUCAUGUAUUUAUAUUGUACAA